This is a messenger RNA of Polyodon spathula (Mississippi paddlefish), 4227 nucleotides long. Its product is annotated as transcriptional enhancer factor TEF-5. Bases 108 to 1337 code for a protein of 409 amino acids. The record is from RefSeq and is a predicted model, not a curated record. Lineage: Eukaryota; Metazoa; Chordata; Actinopteri; Acipenseriformes; Polyodontidae. Gene Ontology annotation, cellular component: transcription regulator complex. Gene Ontology annotation, molecular function: DNA-binding transcription factor activity, RNA polymerase II-specific; RNA polymerase II cis-regulatory region sequence-specific DNA binding. Gene Ontology annotation, biological process: positive regulation of transcription by RNA polymerase II; embryonic organ development; hippo signaling. The transcript is spliced from 12 exons.
CUCUGUCUGGCCCAGGAGGAGCCGCCACCAUUGCGUCGAACGAGUGGAGCGCGAACGGCAGCCCAGAGGAGGGGCGGGACGAUGGGGCCGAGGGGCUGGACAAGUCCAUGGAGGGGGACGCCGAGGGGGUCUGGAGCCCCGACAUUGAGCAGAGCUUCCAGGAGGCGCUGGCCAUCUACCCGCCCUGCGGCCGACGCAAGAUCAUCCUGUCCGACGAGGGCAAGAUGUACGGUCGCAAUGAGUUGAUAGCGAGAUAUAUCAAGUUACGGACAGGGAAAACCCGCACAAGAAAACAGGUUUCUAGCCAUUUGCAGGUUCUUGCCAGGAGAAAAUCUCGCGAGAUUCAGUCAAAGCUGAAGGCAAUGAACUUGGAUCAGGCUUCGAAAGACAAGGCCCUGCAGAACAUGGCUGCUAUGUCGUCGGCACAGAUCGUGUCUGCGAGCGUGAUGCAGAACAAACUGGGGCUCCCCCCUCUACCCCAGCCCCCCUACCCUCCGCCGGCCAGGCAGUUUUGGACGGGGCCAAUCCCAGGCCAGCCCGGCCCUUCUCAGGACAUCAAACCGUUUGCACAGCCAGGGUACUCCCUUCAGGGCCCAGUCCCCCCUCCUAUAUCUGUAGGUUACGAGCCCAUGGCUACACCCCUGCCCCCCGCAGCCACGGCAGUCCCAGUGUGGCAGGACCGCACCAUCGCCUCCACGAAACUACGCAUGCUGGAGUACUCGGCCUUCAUGGAGGUGCAGCGAGACCCCGACACGUACAGUAAGCACCUGUUUGUGCACAUCGGCCAGACGAACACAUCCUACAGUGACCCGCUGCUGGAGGCCGUGGACAUCCGGCAGAUCUACGACAAGUUCCCAGAGAAGAAGGGGGGUCUCAAGGAGCUAUACGAGAAGGGCCCGCAGAACGCUUUCUUCCUUGUCAAGUUCUGGGCGGAUUUGAACAGCAGCAUGCAGGAUGGGCCCGGAUCCUUCUACGGGGUCAGCAGUCAGUACAGCAGCGCCGACAACAUGACCAUCACCGUCUCCACCAAAGUGUGCUCCUUCGGCAAGCAGGUCGUGGAGAAGGUGGAGACAGAGUAUGCUCGAAUGGAAGGAGGACGCUUUGUGUACAGAAUCCACCGCUCUCCCAUGUGUGAAUACAUGAUCAACUUCAUCCACAAGCUGAAGCACCUCCCCGAGAAGUACAUGAUGAACAGCGUGCUGGAGAACUUCACCAUUUUACAGGUCGUUACAAACAGGGACAGUCAGGAGACCCUGCUGUGUAUAGCCUUCGUGUUCGAGGUGUCCACGAGCGAACACGGGGCGCAGUACCACGUCUACAGGCUCGUCAAGGACUAGGGGUCCUGCGGGGGAGCUGGCCACCACGCUGCCUAAAAAAAAAAGAUUUGUAAAACCAAAACAAAAAAACUAUUUUAUAGCACAGUGGGUAUUUUGUACUUCAGUAUCAGUUUUGUAAAAUAGGAAAUGUAUGAAGUUUAAAAAAAAAAAAAAGAACUAUGCACUGUUUUGUGUAAGGGCAAAUCUUUUUUUUUUCUUUUUUUGUAUUUAAACCGGUUGCAUCAGUAAUGUUCCUUAAAUUUUUUUUUUUUUUUCAGGGAUGAUGUUAAUAUUAGUUUCUGUGUUGAGGGAAAAUAAGAAGGUACAGAGGAAUAAUGUGUGAGAAAAGACAAAGAGAAAAGUGACUCAAAGCUCUGGUUUAUCUGCAGCAGCCGUACCUCUCCAAUCAGGCAAAAUGAGAAGACAGCUUUCUUUUAAAGAGUCAGUUGAAGGACCACACAGGGGCAGCAAUACAAAUCUGACUUGCUUUUCCCUUCAGUUUGAAAUUGAAACUCGGUGAUGUCCCAUGAGGUUUACUAGAAGUAAACCUUUGCAUUAGCUUUUAUAUUGAAGAAUGCUGGUAGCCUUAAUUAGGUUUCCUUUUAAAAUAUUGACAUGGGGCGUCUCUGCCCGUCUGCCCCAGCUCUGUCUUCACCAGGGGCUCCAUAUGCUUUGGCUGUGGAGAUCUUUCAUUUCAUAUACAUACAGAUAACGCACUCCUCCUGCAAACAUUUCAGUAAAAAGAAAACCAGCUGUGCUGACAGCACUGGGACGAUGUGCAGAUGGGUCUGUUUUAAGCAUGAGAAACCCAAAAGGAUUCUGGUCUUGAGCACAGGCGCACAGAGCCUGCUUGAAUGGUUCUGUAUCAAGUGGAAAAGACAUUUGUGAUGCAAACGAAGGGAGCUGCACAGCGAAGGUCCUCUUAAUAGCUUGGUUAAUAAUAAGCUGCACUCCUGUUAAUAUCGCUGACUAAACGGGGCUCUGCAGUGGGCUAGCCCAUGUCUCGUGUCCCUUCUUCAUUUCCCUAGGCUGUACUGACCUCUAGUGGAAAGCCCUUGGCACUGAAAAAGAGACACAGCACACUGGUCUUUACUAAUGUAUUUCUGUUUUGUGUUUUGUUUUCUUUUCAAAUAUCUAAUGUGAAGUGUCCAGUGUAUGUUUGUGCCACAUUGUCGACACAGUGACUGUCAGGCACCCAGGUCAGUUAGUCCUGCACCCCGUUGGUCAGUGUAUUACGAAAUCCUCUUUCUUUCACCGGCUUGCUUCUCUGCACAGUGUUUCAGAACGCAUGUGGAACCCCCACAAAGAACACUGGAGUAGCUACAUACCAGGAAGUGGGGAUCUCGAAUCUAGAACUGUGACCUUUUAAUCUCUAAACUCAACUUUGAGGUUUUGGAUUUUAUUUUGUAUGAUAUUUUUUUUUUUUUUUAAAUCUAAAACAUUUAACUACAGGAGCUGUCUUUUUAAAAUGGCAUCAUCUUCUGCUUGCUUUUUGAACAUUUUGUGACACUAAAAAAAAAAAAAAAAAAAAAAAAUUCCUACCACAUCUUGAAAGAGGGUACAGUGCCUUUUAUAACCAGUGCAGCUGAAACGUGUUAAACAAACUGUCUUUACCCAAAGAGAACGGUUGCUUUAGGAGAGGCUGCGGAGUGAAGGGAGGGGAUGUGUAACAUGGGAAGUCUGGGGGACUCUGUGUAUGUUUUCUGUGCCGUGAUAUCAGAGCUGUAAGUCCGAGCAGCACAGAUCCUGUUGUGUGUCGUAGAUCUGCCACGAGGGGGGUGUGAGCGCCAAAGAAGCGUCAUCUGACUGUUGGGGAUUUUUGGCAAGGGGGUAAAUACCUGAAUUAUUUGGAUGAUUGUGUUUAAAUAUAUUCUAGUAAGGAUAAAACGCUAACUUUUUUUUAGUUCCUUUUUUUUUUUUAAACCAACAUUUAGAGAUUUUGAAAACUGAUUGUGAACGUGGUUAAAUUCUCCGAGUGCUUUGGGGUAAAUGUCUGGAUUGCUUUUGUGCCACUCUGUAUUAUUAAUUCUUUUCAAACAAAAGCAGGUAGGGAUAGAUACUUGCUGAAACUUCAUUCAGCAUCACUUUUAUAUCUCGCAUAAACACAGUUGAAGCAGGUUUGUCAAAUGUGUAUCUUGGUUUAAGAAAGAUAUUGCCAAACUGAGUUUAUUGUACUGUAUAGCACUUCCUACUACAGUAGCCCUGGUCACUAGGGGGUGCUGUUUUUACCUGGAUACAAGCGCAGUCUCCCGGGCUGCAGUUUGACUCGGUGACGGCCCCCCCUUCCCAGCUCGCUGUGCUGUCAAGUAGCAAAUAAAAACGACAGCUCAGAACUACUCCUGAGUCAACUCGCCGUUUAUACAUGCCUCUCUACAAACACCAUCAGCUCUGUGCUGCUCCACGACAGGAAACAAUAGGGCUGGGGGGGGGCAGGGGGUCUUCCGUUUCAGCAGCUUGUAACCGUAAACAAGUAAACAGAACAGCUGCGCUCACACUUGUGAAUGUACUGCCUGGAGGGUCCAGUAGAGGGCGUGACGCUGGAAUACACUACAAGCAGCCCCAGAUGGAGGAUGGCCAGUGUCUGUGAAACAGGUUUCACCGAUCCCCAGUGAUGCCUGGCUGGCUUUCUCUAAGCUUUUCAAACAGGCAUGCCCCUGAGCAAGGUGUGUGUGUGUGUGUGUGUGUGUGUGUGUGUGAGUGAGUGAGUGAGGUGGUAGUGAGCGAUGUUUAGGAUGUGUAUUGUUACACUGACGGGGGGAGGGGGGGGGGGUAUGUGGUGGUGCAGUCUGUCCUUGGUUCCUACUAAUGUGUUGCAUUCUUGUAUAUUGUGUUGCCUGGAGCGUGAGGGGUUGGAUUAUAUAAUCAGUGUAUUGUGUAUAACCUUCCAAUAAAAAAGCAUGGUGCCUACAGA